AUCCACCUGCCUUGGCCUAAAGUGCUGGGAUUACAGGCGUGAGCCACCGCGCCCGGCAGGAAUUCUUUAGUCCAACAUUUGUGGUGCAAACUUUGAGGUUUUGAGCAAAUAACUUCUUUCUUUCUUUCUUUUUUUUUUUUUUUGAGAAAAUAUUUGAGAUAGCCCAGGGCCUCUCUCUGGAGCCGCAUCCCCUGCCCGUGUUGGCUUAUCAAGUUGGCACUGAAGUUGGAUCUCUAAAAUGUUCACCAAGAAAGUCAACUCCUUCAUGUACUUUUAGUACUUAAAGCAUGUGUUUUUAUCUUUUAAAUCCAUGUUCAGCGUCGUGACACUUCAAGAGGUGGGCAGAUUAUUCAUUUGUGAAUAAACAGCAUUUAUGAGAAAUUUGGAGAAAUUUGAUGUUGGAGAGACACGAAGAAUCCUGAGCUUUCCAAAACAGACUGAAUGAAAAUGCAAGCUCCUGGAGCAGGGGCCUCUGCUGGAUGUUCGGAAUCAUGGGGCUGGUAGGGCCAGAAGUCUGUACUUUCAUAACAGCCAAAUUAUCUAAAGUAUAUAGUCAUUCCCAGUCCAAACUCUCUAAAUUCUGGAGAGAAAAAAUCUAAAAAUGGCAUAUUCGGAUUAUGUUAUUCUAGCUUCCUGUAGAAAUCAGGCUUCAAGGAGCAUACAGCCAUUCUUAUCAACAUGAGACACUGAUUUUUAGGCAAUAUCUGUACCUUUCAUAAAGCUGGCUAAAAGCAUCAGCCAGUAUUUAUAUAAGAAUCCAUGUCUGUUCUUUUUUCCCAAAAAUCCUAGAGCAGUUGGUUCCUCAGAUAAACCUGUGUGUUUCUUUUAUCCAGUAAAAGCAGCGCAUCCAGAGGUACUUGUUUCCUGGCCUUCUGCGAAGCCCACAGAUAAAUUAGGUCUCAUCUGGAAACGUCCCAUUUCAAAAGGCCUGCGGUAUCUGUGCCUACCGAUCAAUUUACCGCCUCACUUUAAAAUCAUUUUGCAGCUUUCCUCCGUCUUGAAGUAGAACGGUGCCCGAGAAGCGUUUUGCCCCUUCAAGACUCAGGAGGAUGAAAGUCAUCACUUGUGAAAUAGCCUGGCACAACAAGGAGCCCGUGUACAGCCUGGACUUCCAGCAUGGGGCGGCCGGGAGGAUCCACAGACUAGCGUCUGCCGGCGUGGACACCGCUGUCAGGAUCUGGAAGGUAGAAAAGGGACCAGAUGGAAAAGCCAUCGUGGAAUUUUUGUCCAAUCUUGCUCGUCAUACCAAAGCCGUCAAUGUCGUGCGUUUUUCUCCAACUGGGGAAAUUUUAGCAUCGGGAGGAGAUGAUGCCGUCAUCCUGUUGUGGAAGGUGAAUGAUAACAAGGAGCCGGAGCAGAUCGCUUUUCAGGAUGAGGACGAGGCCCAGCUGAACAAGGAGAACUGGACAGUUGUGAAGACUCUGCGGGGCCACUUAGAAGAUGUGUAUGAUAUUUGCUGGGCAACUGACGGGAAUUUAAUGGCUUCUGCCUCUGUGGAUAACACAGCCAUCAUAUGGGAUGUCAAUAAAGGACAAAAGAUAUCAAUUUUUAAUGAACAUAAAAGUUAUGUCCAAGGAGUAACCUGGGACCCUUUGGGUCAAUAUGUGGCUACUCUGAGCUGUGACAGGGUGCUGCGAGUGUACAGUAUGCAGAAGAAGCGUGUGGCUUUUAAUGUUUCGAAGAUGCUGUCUGGAAUAGGUGCUGAAGGAGAGGCAAGAAGCUACCGGAUGUUCCACGACGACAGCAUGAAGUCUUUCUUCCGUAGACUGAGUUUCACUCCCGAUGGAUCUUUGCUCCUCACGCCAGGUGUGGAGCUGAUGACUCUGCCCUACCGCCUCGUGUUUGCUGUGGCCUCGGAGGACUCCGUGCUUCUGUAUGACACCCAGCAGUCCUUCCCUUUCGGUUACGUGUCUAAUAUACAUUACCACACGCUCAGUGACAUUUCAUGGUCCAGUGAUGGCGCCUUCUUGGCCAUUUCUUCCACGGACGGUUACUGCUCGUUUGUGACAUUUGAGAAAGAUGAACUUGGAAUUCCUUUGAAAGAGAAGCCAGUUUUGAGCAUGAGAACUCCUGAUACAGCAAAGAAAACCAAGAGUCAGACACAUCGAGGGUCUUCGCCAGGACCCAGACCGGUAGAGGGAGCCCCUGCCAGCAGAAGCCAAGACCCCAGCAGCCCCGGCACAACCCCUCCUCAAGCCAGACAGGCCCCAGCCCCAACAGCCAUCAGAGACCCUCCCUCCAUCACUCCUGCUGUCAAAAGCCCCUUGCCGGGGCCUUCAGAGGAGAAGACCCUGCAGCCCAGUAGUCAAAACACAAAAGGCCACCCAUCCCGGAGGGUCACUCUGAACACACUGCAAGCCUGGAGCAAGACAACGCCCCGGAGAAUAAACUUAACACCCUUAAAGACAGACACUCCACCAAAUUCUGUACCAACCAGUGUGAUUUCCACCCCUUCUACAGAAGAAAUUCAGUCAGAGACGCCUGGAGACACUCAGGGCAGCCCCCCAGAGCUAAAGCGGCCCAGACUCGAUGAAAACAAAGGAGGCACGGAGAGUCUGGACCCUUGAUGGGACCUCGGCUUCUGCCUGACACUUACCAGGCCCCCGGUGUGUGCAGGGAGACGGUGAAGCUGGAGGUGCCUGAGACCAGGGCUUCCGUGGAGUGGGACAGACACUGUAAAUGGAUUUCUGUAACAGAAGUGACAUGUGUACUGAUUUUUCUCCAGAAAUAUGGAUGCCGUUGUAUUCAGUAUCCAUUUUUAACUUGGGGACAUGAACAUCUUAACAUUGUAAAUCCUCUUUUUGAUGAGUUUCUGAAACUGGAGCGGUUCACCGUUAUCCCGUGUGAAAAUCGGUGAGUCCUCCCUGGCAUCCUCGUGAAAGUGCACACACUUCAUGGAGGGACUCCUUUUAAAUAAGAAUUAGGAAGAGGAGAAAGUAAUUUGAGAUUUUACUCUGUUGAAUUUUAGAGUAUUUGAAGUGAUUGUUAGAUUUCACUUCUAAGGAGUUUAUUGAUUAAACUUUGGAAGGUA
This is a messenger RNA of Cercocebus atys (sooty mangabey), 3031 nucleotides long. RefSeq names its product chromatin assembly factor 1, subunit B (p60) (gene CHAF1B). Gene Ontology annotation, molecular function: protein binding. Gene Ontology annotation, cellular component: nucleus; CAF-1 complex. The transcript is spliced from 12 exons. Bases 1050 to 2567 code for a protein of 505 amino acids. Gene Ontology annotation, biological process: nucleosome assembly; DNA replication-dependent chromatin assembly. Lineage: Eukaryota; Metazoa; Chordata; Mammalia; Primates; Cercopithecidae. The record is from RefSeq and is a predicted model, not a curated record.